CGCGCGUUCACGCUGUAAAACACACACACACACAGAGACACACACACACAGACACAGAUGUAAUGUGAUGUUUGUGAUAAACACUUUAAGUUUAUUUUGAUGUCAUUGUUGUAAAAUGUUCUCCUUCAGUCAGAGUUGCUGGUUUAUACGGAAGGUGGUGAGAUGGAGAGCUGUAGCCAGUAUAGCCUGGUCAGUGCUACUUCUGCCUCCUAUCACCUGUGUGCUCAUCAUGUUCAUCAGACUCAAUGUGUUUCACCCCACAAACUGGCUCUCAGGAUGUUUGGGUUUGCUGACAGAGGCCAGUACACUGUUCUCCAUGUUCCUGCUCUGUGCAGCCGUUAUACUCAUCGCCUUCUUUAACCUGCAGUAUUACACGGUCAUUCCCUCCAUCCCUUGUUCCCGUGUGGCUCUGCUGGCUGAAGUGCUUCACCCUCGUCAGUGUGUUCACUCACUAGUGCACUGUGCAGUCGGGAUGCUGGUGAUGUGGUGUGUGUGUGUCAUGGCUGGAGGACGCUAUCACACACUCCACACGUAUCACACUCACCGUGAGAGUGGCGAUGUUGUCGUUUACCUGAACGAGUAUCACGUGUUCAUGCUGCUGGCCGGAGCGUUCAUGGGAUACUCUCACAGUUUACUGGGCGUCGUCCAAAACAUCCACUACGUCUCCUUUCACAUUAUACAGCAAUAUAAGUACAUGCGCUUUAAAAGCUCUGCCUGGUGGCUGGUGAAGUGCAGCGCUGUUCAGUCUUUAUAUUCAGUUAGGAACUACAUCAUCCUCUACUUCCUGUUUGGACGCAUCCCCAGGACGUGGAUCGCCAACACACUGAACGUGCAUGUGGACAGCUCUGUGCGCUCUCUGGACUCGUUCGGAGGACUGUGUGACGUGUCGUUGUUCUAUCAGCUAUGGAUCAGUGGAACCUUCCUGUUGCUCACCUGGUACCUGAGCGUGCUGCUCUUCAGGAUCUACAUCACUGAGCCGUACAGUUUCCUGGUGCAGUCGUCGUUCUCUGAGGACACAGAAGAAUGUCUCCCUAAAGUCCUGACUGAACAGAAUGUCUUGAUCAUGAAGUUUCUGGCGUUGCAGGAUUUGGCGUUGCUUUCCCAGCAUUCCCCUUCACGCAGACAGGAAGUCUUCAGCCUCAGUCAGCCAGGAGGUCAUCCUCACAAUUGGAACGCUAUCAGUAAGGAGUGUGUGUCGUUGCUGAGUGAAUUAACACAGCGUCUCAUUGCUCAUCACGAUGUCGUGGCGUCUAACGGCAGAGCGAAACCUUCAUCUGAGAGAAAUGACACCAGAUCGAGCUCCUCCUCCUGCUCGGUGACCUCAGGGACGGAGGAUAUUUCCGACUCUCCUCGCCGCAGCGUUCUGAUUCGGACUCCCGGCUCGGUGUUUGGUUCUGCAGUGAAGGGUGUGUCCUCGCCCCUGACCGCCCCGUUCACGCCUGAUCUGACCGCACCGUUCUCCAGACCCCUGCUCAGCCCACAGGUGGUCCACAGACCCUGGUUGGGCUCGGUCCAGAGUCCUCACGUCACCCGGAGGAACCCCAAACUGUGGAGCACGUCCACCGAAUCGCAGUCCAAUGGGAACCAACCGCCGUCUCCUGAUCCCUCCCCCAAAGCAGCAGGAGAAAACAAACCCAGCUUUCUGUCUCAGUGGCUCCAGAACAGGAAGGAACAGGUGAAAGGUUUCUUGGCAAAGCGAGUGCUGGUUGUGUAUUUAUUUAAUAAGCUGCCUGAGGCGUCGAGUCGAGCCCUGUUCGCUGAUAGCCAGGCGCACAUCUGGGCUCUGGAAGGUUUGUCUCAUCUGGUAGCUGCUUCAUACUCUGAGGAUAAAUACGGAGUGGUCCAGACUACAUUACCCAGCAUCCUCAGCAGCAUGCUGUCUCUGCAGGAGGCUGUGGACCGUCACUUUAAACUGCCUCAUGCCUCGAGUAAACCAGGGAAGACGUCGAACAGUUUGGGCGACUCGACGUAUAAAACUUUGCGCUUUGCUCUGAGAGCGACUCUGAAAACCGCCAUCUACAGAAUCACCACCACCUUCAAAGAGCACUUACAGUCUGUCAGUAUUCCAGCAGAGCAGCAGAAGAGACUUCAGCAGUUCCUGGAAUAUAAAGAGUAGAAGUUUCUCCUCCCUGUGAACGCUGCUCACUCGGACGUUCACGCACCAGCCGGACACGUUUCCACAGAAUUGUUGUUCGUCUUCAUCCUUCUUCCAUCUUCACUCUGUUCUGACUGCGUCUGAGGUGAUGAUGAUGAUGAUGAUGAUGGAUGAGGAUCACAUUUAUUAAACUUGGGUUUGCUGGCUUUAUUUGAAAAAAAAAAAAAAAGAAUUCAAUAAACUUUGCUGCUUUGUUUUUUCUCCUCUUUUUGCCUCGAAUUUUUUUAAUGAACUGUUCUGUGAAAAGUCAUCAAAUAU
Messenger RNA from Tachysurus vachellii, 2413 nucleotides. It is a transcript of the gene ndc1, whose product is annotated as NDC1 transmembrane nucleoporin. Gene Ontology annotation, molecular function: protein-macromolecule adaptor activity. The record is from RefSeq and is a predicted model, not a curated record. Gene Ontology annotation, biological process: nuclear pore organization. Bases 116 to 2116 code for a protein of 666 amino acids. The transcript is spliced from 18 exons. Gene Ontology annotation, cellular component: nuclear pore transmembrane ring. Lineage: Eukaryota; Metazoa; Chordata; Actinopteri; Siluriformes; Bagridae.